Molecule: messenger RNA, 1383 nt
Organism: Gadus macrocephalus (Pacific cod)
Lineage: Eukaryota; Metazoa; Chordata; Actinopteri; Gadiformes; Gadidae
Gene: pin1
Product: peptidylprolyl cis/trans isomerase, NIMA-interacting 1
Exons: 5
Coding region: 109-582 (157 amino acids)
Cellular component (GO): nucleus; cytosol
Molecular function (GO): protein binding; peptidyl-prolyl cis-trans isomerase activity
Source: RefSeq, a predicted model, not a curated record
ACAAACUCUGCCGUAAAUUGUGUGAAACUGACGUAUAAGCUUCUUUGCCACACACAAUCCAGUACAUUCAACUAUACAUUUUAAACGGAUUAAUACCGAACAUUAAAAAUGGCAGACGACGAGAAGUUACCAUCCGGAUGGGAGAAAAGAAUGAGCCGCAAUUCAGGCAGAGUUUAUUAUUUUAAUCAUAUUACCAAUGCAAGCCAAUGGGAGCGCCCAGCAGGCGGAGAUGGUAAUGGCGAGGCAGAUAAGGUACGUUGCUCUCACCUGCUGGUUAAGCACAGCCAAUCACGUCGUCCAUCCUCCUGGCGAGAUGACAACAUCACGCGCUCUAAAGACCAAGCAUUGGAUCUCAUUCAGAAAUACAUAGAGCAGAUCAAGUCUGGCGAUGAGGAGUUUGAGGCCCUCGCCUCCCAGUUCAGUGACUGCAGCUCCGCCAAGAACAGUGGAGACUUGGGACUCUUUGGAAGAGGACAAAUGCAGAAGCCUUUCGAGGACGCUUCCUUUGCUCUCAAAGUGGGAGACAUGAGUGGGCCUGUUUUCACCGACUCUGGCGUGCACAUCAUCCUUCGCACCGGCUGAAAAAAGCCACACCCCCUCCUUCACUAACGCACGCAUACAAUAACACAAACAGAUGUACACAAUCCUGCCCAGUUGGCCCCCAUAUUUCCCAUAAUCCUGUAUGCCAUGUCUUAAAGAUACAACCUAAAUGAUGAGAAAAGCUUGUACUCUGCGUUACAUUAUUUUUAAAGUUGGACCACUGUAAUGUCGUGUGACAAGCUUUGAUUGUCAAUGAACACGAAGGCAGAAUUACAGAUAUUGUCUUAGGCUUAAUUUUUCCCUGCCCAAAAUAAAAAUGCCUGCGACCACAUGGAAGGGACCACUCCCCUAAACAAACGUGUCAACUGCAGGAUCACAUGAUAUUUAGAGUGAAAGAUGAGGAGAUAGUUGCAUGUGCGUUCAUUAAGUCUGUUCAUUUAUUCUGUUUCAUGCACUUCCAAGUUCUCUAAAACCCUUUCCCAGCAUGAAUCCAUGCGCCAAAAUGGUUAUUAUAUAUGUCUGCUUGUGGGGAGGAAAAUUUGACUCGCUGAAAAGCUCCUGAAAAAUAAAUGAAGCACAGAAUGAAUGUCACCCCUGCUAUACGCUGUUGUGAUUAUUUUGACCUGAUGGUCACAAAGACAACAAGCCGAGGGUUCAAAUUUAACACCAAUCUAAACUAGAAGAAUUAUGUAGUGGUUUGCUUCAAUGCUGUACUGCCACAGUGUUGGAAGUCAUUGUGCCCAAGGAAACUACUGACAUUUAUUUUGGCAUAAUCUGACAUGUACUGUCCAAGUAAGUAAUGUUUGUUUAGAUUUCUGUCAUUAAAAGGGUUUUGUUUUGUAA